This is a messenger RNA of Dromiciops gliroides (monito del monte), 4053 nucleotides long. RefSeq names its product calpain 10 (gene CAPN10). The record is from RefSeq and is a predicted model, not a curated record. The coding region runs from base 163 to 2193 and encodes 676 amino acids. NCBI's taxonomy places the organism in Eukaryota, Metazoa, Chordata, Mammalia, Microbiotheria, Microbiotheriidae. The transcript has 13 exons. Gene Ontology annotation, molecular function: calcium-dependent cysteine-type endopeptidase activity. Gene Ontology annotation, biological process: proteolysis. Gene Ontology annotation, cellular component: cytoplasm.
GGUUGCUGUGGAGACGGAGUGACAGGAGCCGGGUGACGGUCCGGCCGGGUUCGGGGCGGCGGCGGCGGCGGCCCCGGCAGCUGGAGCGGGAGGAGGAGUGGGCCGGGACGGGGCGGAGUUUAAGGUUGGAGACAAAGUUUUGGCAGCCAAUGUUCCUUUGUGAUGCUGAAAAUGCCAGCAGAUGGAAGAGAGUCCCCCACCGAGAGAGAUUUCUUCAAGGAUGCCACGUUCCCUGCCUGUGAUUCUUCCCUCUUUUGUACCUUUUCCACUCCCCUGGCACAGUUCCGAGAAGACAUCACCUGGCUGCGACCACAGGAAAUCUGUUCCACUCCUCGACUGUUCCCAGAUAACCCCCAGGAAGGUCAGAUAAAGCAAGGGAUUCUGGGAGACUGCUGGUUCCUCUGUGCCUGUGCCGCCCUGCAGAAGAGCAAACAUCUCCUGGAUCAGGUGAUUCCACCAGGACAGCCCAGCUGGCCAGACCUGGCAUACCGCGGCUGUUUUACGUGUCGGGUGUGGCAGUUUGGACAGUGGGUAGAGGUGACCGUGGAUGACCGCCUGCCUUGCCUUGGGGGGCGCCUGUGCUUUUCCCAGUGUCAGACAGAAGAUGUGUUCUGGCUUCCCUUGCUGGAAAAAGUGUACGCCAAGGUGCACGGGUCCUAUGAACAUCUGUGGGCAGGGCAGGUGGCGGAUGCCCUGGUGGAUCUAACGGGAGGUCUGGCAGAGAGGUGGAGCCUGAAAGACCCAGGAAGAAACAGAGACAAGCCGAGCAGUCCCGGCAGCCUGGAGCAGAGGACCUUCCGGAAGCUGCUGCACCUCAAGGACCAGUGUGUGAUAAGCUGCUCGGUGCUCAGCUCCAGGGAAGGUGCCAGUGAAUUAGGGGAGUUUCACGCCUUCAUCAUCUCAGAUGUACGGGAGCUACGCAGCAGUUUGGGCAGGGAGGUGCUGUUGCUCCGAAUUCUGAACCCAUGGGGUCGGCGGUGCUGGAGAGGACCCUGGAGAGAGGAGGGUGAGGGGUGGAGCCAGGUGGACGCAGCAGACGCCUCAGAACUCUUGUCUCAGCUCCAGGAAGGGGAAUUCUGGGUUGAAGAAGAGGAGUUUAUCAGGGAGUUUGAUGAAAUCACCAUCAACUACCCAGUCACGGAGGAGGGUCACCUGCAGAGCCUCUAUACUGCAAAGGUGUUACGUCACACUCAGAAGCUACCAGGGGCCUGGGUCAAAGGACAGUCUGCGGGAGGUUGCCGUAACAACAGCAGUUUCCCUAGCAAUCCCAAAUUCUGGCUGCGGGUCUUGGAACCAAGUGAGGUGUGCAUUGCCCUCCUGCAGAGACCCCGAGUGUGCCAGGCUGACUGGGCAGGCAGGAUCCUGGCCUCAGCUCCGACCAGAGGCAGCAGACCAGCCCUGAGCCCGCAGGGCCUCCCAGGGAAGGAUUACCAAGCCGUGGGACUCCACGUGUGGAAGGUAGAGAAGAAGCGGGUCAGCCUGCCUGGGGUCCUGUCUGCCCCGCCCGUGGCUGGCACUGCCUGCCAUGCUUAUGACCGGGAAGUCCACGUGCGCUGCCCCCUCUCCCCUGGCUACUACCUGGUGGUGCCCAGCACCUUCCUGAAGGACGCCGCUGGCCACUUCCUGCUGCGGGCCUUUUCCAGCGGCAGGAUCUCUCUCAGUGAAAUCAAACCAGCCUCUGGUAGUGCCUCCGCCCGAGAAGACUUGGCAGCUGGGGAGUGGGAGACAGUGCAGCUGAAGGGAUGCUGGAGGAGUGGGCACACUGCAGGGGGCAGCAGGAACUUCCCGUCAUAUCCCAGCAACCCCUGCUUCCCUCUUUCUGUGCCCCUGGGCGUGGGCCCCCGCAGCAUCCGGGUCACAUUGCGCCAGCACUGUGGGGACAGUGAGUGCCACCCAAUUGGCUUCCACAUCUUCCAGAUGCCGGAUGGUGGCUGGCCUCGGGGGGCUUCCUCCCUGCUCCACCUGGAGCCCUUGCUCAGCAGUGUGCCUCAUCGCUAUGCGCAGGAAGUCAGCCACCUGUGUCGACUCUCUCCGGGCAGUUACAAGAUCGUGCCCUCCACGUACCUGCCUGACUCAGAGGGAGACUUCACCAUCAUCAUAGCAACCCAGAUAGACAGGAGGCCUAUUCGGAGCCAGGAGACUUUGGGGCAGCUCCUGCAGGAGGUCUCCUUCACAGCAGUGAUGAAAAGAUAACUGGAAAAUGCCCAGCAAGAGCAUUGAGGUGAUGGACACUGAGCCUCCUUGAGGUUGCCCACACUGCUGUCUGCCCUGGCCACUGAUGGUCUCAAAAUGCCAUGGAGCCAGGUCUGCUCACGGCAGGGUCUGGCCCACCCUCCUGUUUGCCCCUCCCCAGGAGAAGUGCCCCCUCCCCGGAGUUCCACAACUGGACAUAUACCUCAUUUCUUCACUCUGCCCCAUGUUGCCGAUUUGACAAGACUGACUUUAUAUAGAAACCUCAUUGUACUUGACGGUGAAAAAGUGCAGAAUUAUGUCACCUCUUACAGAUAAACCUCAGGCUUGCGGGAAGCUGGAAACAUCCCUGCUCCCCGCACAAUGGUGACAGGGUUCAAGCCUGGGAGUCCCUGCCUGAGGAUUGAGAGUUGGGCCUGCUCGUAGAGGGUGGGAUUUAGCGCCGGCAGGGACCUUAGAGACAUCCCCUAACGACUGUUUCCUGGGUCUGGUUUGCUGGCCCCAGGGUCUCACAGGGAGUACGUAGGGGGCGGGAAGUUUGGACCUGGCACCUCCAGCUCUGCUCUUUCCAUUGCCCUUUCCUGUAAUGGGGCACAAAGGCCAAAGAAGGUUCCAGAAUCACAGCAGCACAGACAGAAGAAGGGCAGCAAGGAAGGAUUGGCUGUGCCCGGGGAGAGGAAGACCAGAGCAGGGCUGUGUGACCACCAGUGUACGGGGCUGGAUCAGGACUAAUGGAUGCCAGAGCAGGCCGAGGGGCUCCAAGUGUUCUCCUGCCUUCUCUGUCUAGAAGCUCCUUUGAGUUGGAAAGAUAAACAGAAAUGGUUGAAAGGGUGUGGAAGCCCAGGACGAAUAAGGCAGCGGAGACAGGCCAGGCGGCUUCCCACAAGGCCCCUGGCCCAGACAAGCUGCCUCUUGGGGUUCUGAAAGAACUGGCCCGGCUGGCCUUGGAAAACCUUUGGAGAACAGACCUGGAAAAGGGAAACUCUGGGUUUUCAGAAUGGAGGACAGUGCCUUGUUGGCACUUAUGGUCUACAUGCUCGUGAGCCCCAAGGGACCUCACAGUCACGAGCAGGCCAUUCAGUUGGGCAAACAUUGGGCACUGUUUGUGCAGGACAUUGUGCUGGGCACCGGGGACAGAAAAGGCAAGGGAAUGGUCCCUGCCCUCAAGGAGCUGACUUGUCUGUGGAGCCAGAGCCCAGCUAAUGUGCGGACAAGCGCUCGGAGGAGGACGCGGCAGCCGGGAGGAAGCAGGGCAUGAAGCACUGAGCCUUGAGUGGGGCUUGGGGUGUAGGCCGAAGAGACCGAUGUUAGUCAACAAGUCUGUAAUAGGUGAACCUGCUUCCUGGAAGGAGCUGGCCAAGAGUGCGGCAGGGUGCUUGGGGCUGGGGGGGGAGGGUUCCCCCUCCCGGGGAAGCCUGCACUUGGACAUGGCUUGACACAGACAUUGUCAAGGAGAUCCCUGUUCGGGAAUCAGUUGGGUUGGAUGCCCCCUGUGGUCUCUUCUGGCACGAGAUCGAGUGAACCCAAAUCUCAGUGAGGGAAUAGUCUGUUUUCAAGGAUUUGUGACCUUCAUUGGCGUGGGUACUCAGCCCACACAUGCAGAUUGCGCCUCGUCUCUGACAUUGUCUCACACGGCAACCUGAGGUGCAGAGAGGCCAGGGGCAGGCCCCUGGUCACACAGGUCGGGAGUGAGUAUGACUCCCAAGCUGAGCCCUGUGUCCUCUACGUUGCACUGCCUCUCCUGAUGUUUGCAAUAUUCUAAGUCAUCUUCUGGUGAAUUCAGAGAGAUGCUCUAGCAUCAGGAAGAAACGCAUUAUAAAGUUGUUUCUUCUUUGAAACAUUUUUAAGAUUGUAAUUUUGGUA